This is a messenger RNA of Oncorhynchus tshawytscha (Chinook salmon), 10072 nucleotides long. RefSeq names its product probable ubiquitin carboxyl-terminal hydrolase FAF-X. Gene Ontology annotation, cellular component: cytosol; nucleus. Gene Ontology annotation, biological process: protein deubiquitination; cell migration. Gene Ontology annotation, molecular function: cysteine-type deubiquitinase activity; cysteine-type endopeptidase activity. Lineage: Eukaryota; Metazoa; Chordata; Actinopteri; Salmoniformes; Salmonidae. The record is from RefSeq and is a predicted model, not a curated record.
AAAUCCUGGAUAAGGGAAACCAAUAUCGGGGUUGGAGUCAACCACCUAUUCUACAUUGUAUUGAUUUUUUUGUGACCAUUCAGCACAGGUUCCAUUUGCGAAGUUGUUCUCCACAGAAUAGCUAGUUGGCUCGUUAACUAAUGUUGACAUUUAGAGUUCGGGAAAACCGUUUGACAUCUGUUUUCACGUUGUUCAGGACUGCGCUUCCGCCAUAUUGAAGCAGUUCACUAGCGGCAAGUUGUGACUGACUGGCUAGGACCGAACUGACAAGAGAUCCGCUAGGCUCUAAGAUAGACUUGGUGGGGCUGUUAGCGCGCUGGUGACGCAGGAAAAACACCCAAGAGCUGACAAAAAAAAAAAAACAACAACCAAGGAACCAGAUUAUUCUAACUGACAGAGCUUCAAAUGAAAUAGCAAGAUAUAUAGGGCACAUUUAUGUAAUAAACAACGACACACUCGUCAAGGCUGGAGUAGCUCGUUAAUAGAGGAGAAGUCCUAUCAAAUUCCUGGUUAUGCAAUGGUCUCAGCGGCCCGUCCAGAUCUCCAGGUGGUUCUGUCCCUCUCUCUCGUGCCUCGGCCGCUGCUCUCCUCCCUCUGCUCUUCCUCUGAGGUUGCCGAGGCUCCUCCUGUGAUUUCCCUCGUGGUCAGUGCUGCCUAAGAGGCCAAGAUUGCCAAGAUCUGCCCAGUGGCGAGCAUGACGGCCACCACGCGUGGCUCUCCGGUGGGGGGCAACGACAGCCAGUCGGGCCAGGGCCAGGCACCCGAUGCCCAGAGUCCGAGUCAGCCCCCGCUGCCACAGAACCAGACUUUGUCCCCUAACUCGUCCAAUGAGAACUCUCCAGUGAGCCCCCCGGAUGAGCAGGGUCAGGGGGAUGGACCCCCACAGCUGGAGGAGGAGGUGGAGGAGCCAGCCUUCCCUCACACAGACCUGACAAAGCUGGAUGACAUGAUCAACAGACCCCGCUGGGUGGUUCCCGUUCUGCCAAAGGGAGAGUUGGAGGUUCUUCUAGAAGCUGCUAUAGAGCUUAGUAAAAAGGAACUUGAUGUGAAGUGUGAGGCAUGCCAGAGGUUUUUCAGGGACGGCCUGACCAUCUCUUUCACCAAGAUUCUCACAGACGAGGCCGUCAGCGGGUGGAAGUUCGAGAUACAUAGGUGUAUCAUCAACAACACCCACCGGCUGGUGGAGCUGUGUGUGGCCAAGCUCUCUCAGGACUGGUUCCCCUUGCUGGAGCUGCUGGCCAUGGCCUUCAACCCCCACUGCAAGUUUCACAUCUACAAUGGCACGAGGCCCUCUGAGACGGUGCCCGCCGGGGCGCAGCUGGCAGACGAUGAGCUCUUUGCCCGCCCCCCUGACCCUCGCUCUCCAAAGGGCUGGUUGGUGGAUUUAAUUAACAAAUUCGGCACGUUAAACGGGUUUCAAACGCUGCACGAUCGCUUCAUAAGUGGCCAAGCACUGAACGUCCAGAUCAUCGCUGCCCUUAUCAAGCCUUUCGGGCAGUGUUACGAGUUUCUCACGUUGCACACGGUGAAGAAGUACUUCCUGCCCGUCAUCGAGAUGGUUCCUCAGUUCCUGGAGAAUCUGACAGACGAGGAGCUGAAGAAGGAAGCUAAGAACGAAGCCAAAAAUGAUGCCCUGUCCAUGAUCAUCAAGUCCCUGAAGAACCUGGCCUCCAAGGUGCCUGGGCAGGAGGAGACUGUCAAGAACUUAGAGAUUUUUAGGUUAAAAAUGAUUCUUAGGUUAUUGCAAAUUUCCUCUUUUAAUGGCAAAAUGAAUGCACUAAACGAAGUAAACAAAGUAAUCUCCAGUGUGUCCUAUUACACACAUCGGCAUGGCAACCCCGAGGAGGAGGAGUGGCUAACUGCAGAACGCAUGGCGGAGUGGAUCCAGCAGAACCACAUCCUGUCCAUUGUGCUGAGGGACAGCCUCCACCAGCCUCAGUAUGUAGAGAAACUAGAGAAGAUACUGCGCUUCGUCAUCAAGGAGAAAGCUCUUACCAUGCAGGACCUGGACAACAUCUGGGCUGCACAGGCUGGUAAACAUGAGGCCAUUGUGAAGAACGUACACGACCUGUUGGCCAAGCUGGCCUGGGACUUCUCUCCUGAGCAGCUCGACCACCUCUUUGACUGCUUCAAGGCGAGUUGGACGAACGCCAGUAAGAAGCAACGUGAGAAGCUGUUGGAACUGAUCCGUCGCCUGGCGGAGGAUGACAAGGAUGGCGUGAUGGCCCACAAGGUGCUGAACCUAUUGUGGAACCUGGCUCACAGCGAUGACGUGCCUGUAGACAUCAUGGACCAGGCACUCAGUGCUCACAUAAAGAUACUGGACUACAGUUGCUCUCAGGAUAGAGACACGCAGAAGAUCCAGUGGAUCGAUCGCUUCAUAGAAGAGUUGCGCACCAAUGACAAAUGGGUGAUUCCUGCACUAAAGCAGAUCCGAGAGAUCUGUAGCCUGUUCGGAGAGGCUCCUCAGAAUCUCAGUCAGACCCAGAGGAGUCCUCAUGUGUUCUAUCGUCAUGACCUGAUUAACCAGCUGCAACACAACCAUGCCCUGGUCACGCUGGUGGCUGAGAACCUCUCUGCCUACAUGGAGACCAUGAGGCAGUUCUCUAAAGCCGAGCAGGCGGAGUUUGACCCCCAGACGGUGAGGGUAGGGAGCCGCUACAGCCACGUACAGGAAGUCCAGGAGAGACUCAACUUCCUGAGGUUCCUGCUGAAGGAUGGCCAGUUGUGGCUCUGUGCUCCUCAGGCCAAACAGAUCUGGAAGUGCCUGGCUGAGAACGCAGUCUUUCUUUGUGACCGAGAGGCCUGCUUCAAAUGGUACUCCAAGCUGAUGGGUGAUGAGCCAGACCUGGACCCGGACAUCAACAAGGACUUCUUUGAGAACAACGUUCUGCAGCUGGACCCGUCUCUGCUCACGGAGAACGGCAUGAAGUGCUUUGAGAGGUUCUUCAAGGCUGUCAACUGCAGGGAAGGCAAGCUGGUGGCCAAACGUAGGGCUUACAUGAUGGACGACCUGGAACUCAUAGGCCUGGACUACCUCUGGAGGGUCGUAAUUCAAGGGAGUGAUGACAUCGCCAGUCGAGCCAUAGACCUGCUGAAAGAGAUCUACACCAACCUUGGACCAAAACUACAAGUCAAUCAGGUAGAGAUCCACGAGGAUUUCAUCCAGUCAUGUUUCGACCGUCUGAAGGCGUCGUACGAUACGCUCUGUGUUCUGGAAGGGGACAAGGACAGCAUCAACUGUGCCCGGCAGGAGGCCAUCCGCAUGGUCCGCGUGCUCACUGUGCUCAAGGAGUACAUCAACGAGUGUGACAGUGACUACCAUGAGGAGAGGACCAUACUGCCCAUGUCCAGGGCGUUUCGGGGGAAGCACAUCACAUUGAUCGUGCGUUUCCCUAACCAGGGCCGUCAGGUGGAUGACCUGGACAUCUGGUCUCACACCAACGACACCAUUGGCUCAGUGCGCCGCGGUAUCCUCACACGCAUCAAGGCCAACGCCACGCACACCAAGAUAGAGCUCUUCAUUGGCGGGGAGGUUGUUGACCCAGCCGACGACAGGAAGCUGAUUGGCCAGCUCAACCUGAAAGACAAAACGUUGAUCACAGCCAAGCUGACCCAGGUGAGUGCCAACAUGCCCUCCAGCCCAGACAGCUCCUCGGACUCUUCCACUGGCUCACCGGGUAACCAUGGCAACCACUUCAGCGAAGGGCCCAACCCCGAGGUGGAGAGCUGCCUCCCUGGAGUGAUCAUGUCUCUCCACCUGCGCUACGUCUCCUUCCUGUGGCAGGUAGCAGACCUGGGCUGUAGCCCCAACAUGCCUCUGCUACGAGACGGAGCCAGAGUACUGAUGAAGCUGAUGCCUCCAGAUAACAGUACCGUGGAGAGCCUGCGUGGUGUAUGUCUGGACCAUGCCAAGCUGGGAGAGAACGGCCUCAGCCCAACACUGGACUCACGCUUCUUUGGCCCCUCGCCAUCACAAGUCCUCUACCUCAUAGAGGUGGUGUAUGCCCUGCUCAUGCCAGCCAGCUCCACAUUGGGUGAGGACGCCAGCGACUUCCAGUACAACUUCCUGAAGAGUGGCGGGCUACCGCUGGUACUGAGCAUGCUCACGCGGAACAACUUCCUGCCAUCGGCCGACAUGGAGACGCGGCGAGGGGCGUACCUCAACGCUCUUAAGAUCGGCAAACUGCUGCUCACCGCUGUUGGGUUCGGACACGUCAAAGCUGUGGCCGAGGCUUGCCAGCCCAACGCUGAGGGGACCACACCCGUCUCACCGAUUAACCAGGCCACUCACGACCAGGCUUUGGUCCUCCAGAGUGCCCUGCAGAACCUCCCCAACCCUGCCUCUGAGUGCAUGCUCCGCAAUGUAGCUAUACGCCUGGCCCAACAGAUCUCUGACGAGAACUUCUUCCAGGCGUCGAAGUACAUCCCUGAGAUCUGUGUGAUCCGGGCGGUGCAGAAGAUAGCAUGGGCUUCAGGCUGUGGCACCAUACAGUUGGUCUUCAGCUCCAAUGAAGAGAUCAGCAAAAUCUAUGAGAAGACAAAUGUGGUUAAAGAGCCGGAUGGGGAGGAUGAGCAGGUGUGCUGUGAGGCCCUGGAGGUCAUGACCCUGUGUUUCGCCCUGCUGCCCACCGCUCUGGACACACUCAGUAAGGAGAAGGCCUGGCAGACCUUCAUCAUAGACCUGCUACUGCACUGUCACAGCAAGUCAGUUCGUCAGAUGGCCCAGGAGCAGUUCUUCCUUAUGGCCACCAGGUGCUGCAUGGGCCACCGACCCCUCCUCUUCUUCAUCACCCUCCUCUUCACUGUGCUGGGGAGCACAGCUAAAGAGCGGGCCAAGCAUGCUGGGGACUACUUCACCCUGCUCAGGCACCUCCUGAACUACGCCUACAACAGCAACAUCAACCUGCCCAACGCAGAGGUGUUGCUCAACAACGAGAUCGACUGGCUGAAGAAGAUCAGGGUACGACUACGCAGAACUCAGGAUCCGCAUCGCGAAAAACAUAUUCUUGAAAAACACAUCGGAGUUACCAAGGAGUUGCUGGCCUUCCAGACACCGGAGAAGAAGUACUACAUCGGCUGUGAGAAUGGAGGGGCCAACCUCAUCAAGGAGUUGAUGGACGACUUCAUCUUCCCAGCGUCUAACGUGUACCUGCAGUACAUGAAGAGUGGGGAGUUCCCUACGGAGCAGGCCAUCCCUGUCUGUAGCAGCCCCGCCAUCAACGCAGGCUUCGAGCUGCUGGUGGCUCUGUCAGUGAGCUGUGUCCGGAACCUCAAGCAGAUCGUCAACAUGCUCACUGACAUGUACUACCUAGGUUGUGAAGCUCUGACAGAGUGGGAGUAUCUCCCUCCGGUGGGGCCGCGGCCCACUAAAGGCUUUGUGGGGCUGAAGAACGCUGGGGCCACCUGCUACAUGAACUCAGUCAUCCAGCAGCUUUACAUGAUCCCUCCCAUCCGCGACGGAAUCCUGGCCAUCGAGGGCACCGGCACCGACGUGGACGAUGACAUGUCCGGCGACGAGAAGCAGGAGAGCGAGAGUAACGCAGACCCGCGGGAUGAGGUAUUUAGCUAUAACCACCAGUUUGACGACAAGCCGUCGCUCAGUAAGUCGGAGGACAGGAAGGAGUACAACAUUGGGGUGCUGCGCCACCUACAGGUCAUCUUUGGUCACCUGGCCUCCUCCAGACUGCAGUACUACGUACCCCGGGGCUUCUGGAAACAGUUCAGGUUAUGGGGUGAGCCGGUGAACCUGCGAGAGCAGCACGAUGCCCUGGAGUUCUUCAACUCCCUAGUGGACAGUCUGGAUGAGGCUCUGAAGGCCCUGGGUCACCCGGCCAUGCUUAGCAAGGUGCUGGGGGGAUCCUUCGCCGACCAGAAGAUCUGCCAGGGGUGCCCACAUAGAUAUGAGUGUGAGGAGUCGUUCACCACUCUGAAUGUAGACAUCAGGAACCACCAGAACCUGUUGGACUCUAUGGAGCAGUAUGUCAAGGGAGACCUGCUGGAGGGAGCCAACGCAUACCACUGUGAGAAGUGCAACAAGAAGGUGGACACAGUGAAGCGUCUGCUGAUCAAGAAGCUUCCCCCAGUGCUGGCCAUCCAGCUGAAGAGGUUUGACUACGACUGGGAGAGGGAGUGUGCCAUCAAGUUCAACGACUACUUUGAGUUCCCCAGGGAGCUGGACAUGGAGCCCUACACUGUAGCCGGGGUGGCCAAGCUGGAGGGGGACGACGUCAACCCAGAGAACCAGGUGAUCCAGCAGAACGAGCCCUCUGAUCCAGAGCCCCCGGGCAGCUCCAAGUACCGCCUGGUGGGGGUGCUGGUCCACUCAGGCCAGGCCAGCGGCGGACACUACUACUCCUACAUCACGCAGAGGAACGUGGGCGUGGCCGACGGCGAGCGGAACCGCUGGUACAAGUUUGACGACGGCGACGUGACUGAGUGCAAGAUGGACGACGAGGAGGAGAUGAAGAACCAGUGCUUCGGAGGGGAGUACAUGGGCGAGGUGUUUGACCACAUGAUGAAGAGGAUGUCCUACCGGCGCCAGAAACGCUGGUGGAAUGCCUACAUCCUCUUCUACGAACGCAUGGACUCAUUGGACAAGGACAGUGAGCUGGUCAAGUACAUCCAGGAGCUGACCAUCUCGUCCUCGUCCAACAACAAGCCGUCGCACCAGGUCAAGAUGCCCAACGUGAUCGAGUGCAGCGUGCGAAAGCAGAACGUGCAGUUCAUGCACAACCGUAUGCAAUACAGCCUGGAGUAUUUCCAGUUUGUUAAGAAACUUCUGACCUGUAACAGUGUCUAUUUAAACCCUCCGCCAGGACAAGACCAUCUACUGCCCGAUGCAGAGGAGAUGGCUAUGAUUAGUGUUCAGCUGGCUGCUAGGUUCCUCUUCAGCACUGGUUUCCACACCAAGAAAGUAGUGAGGGGGGCCGCCAGUGACUGGUAUGAUGCGCUGUGCGUCCUGCUGAGACACAGUAAGAAUGUACGCUACUGGUUUGCACAAAACAUCCUGUUUGCCUACGCCAACCGCUUCUCCGAGUACCUGCUGGAGUGCCCCAGCGCUGAGGUCCGGGGCGCGUUCGCCAAACUCAUCGUCUUCAUCGCACACUUCUCCCUUCAAGACGGACCCUGCCCCCCGCCCACAGCAUCCCCUGCCGGCGCCUCCACCCAAUCACAGGCGUGUGAUAACCUGCGUCUCAGUGACCACCUGUUGAGGGCUGUGUUGAACCUCCUCAGGAGAGAGGUGUCAGAGCAUGGCCGACACCUGCAGCAGUACUUCAACCUCUUCGUCAUGUAUGCCAACCUAGGGCUGGCAGAGAAGACUCAGUUGUUGAAGCUGAGUGUCCCAGCUACCUUCAUGCUGGUGGCUCUAGACGAGGGACCCGGUCCUCCCAUCAAGUACCAGUAUGCAGAGCUGGGGAAACUCUACACCGUGGUCUCCCAGCUGGUGCGCUGCUGUGAUGUGGCCGCACGCAUGCAGUCAUCCAUCAAUGGUAACCCCCCUCUCCCUAACCCGUACGGCGAUGCCAACCAGACCACCCCGGUGAUGCCUGUGCAGCAGCUGGUGGGAGAGAUCCUUUUUGUUAGGACCAGCUACGUGAAGAAGAUCAUCGAGGACUGCAGCAACUCAGAGGAGACAGUCAAGCUGCUGCGCUUCAGCUGCUGGGAAAAUCCCCAGUUCUCCUCUACUGUGCUAUCAGAGCUGCUCUGGCAGGUGGCGUACUCCUACACCUACGAGCUGAGGCCUUACCUGGACCUGCUGCUGCAGAUCCUGCUCAUCGAGGACUCCUGGCAGACACACAGGAUCCACAACGUGUUGAAGGGUAUACCAGACGACAGGGACGGCCUGUUUGACACCAUUCAGCGGUCCAAGAACCACUACCAGAAACGGGCCUACCAGUGUAUCAAGUGCAUGGUGGCCCUGUUCAGCAGCUGCUCUGUGGCCUACCAGAUCCUACAGAGUAACGGGGACCUGAAGCGUAAGUGGACCUGGGCGGUGGAGUGGCUGGGGGAUGAGCUGGAGAGGAGACCCUACACAGGGAACCCCCAGUACACCUACAACAACUGGUCUCCACCCGUCCAGAGCAACGAGACCUCCAACGGGUACUUCCUGGAGCGCUCGCACUCUGCACGUAUGACCCUGGCCAAGGCCUGCGAACUUUGCCCCGAGGAGUGUCACUUAACGAAGCCCGGUGAGGCCAUGUCUGAAGAAGAAGCUGCCAUGCGGAAAUCGUCCUCGCCACAGCAGCUUUUGCCAGGGGACGGGACAGGACCACAGCAACACACUGAGCCUGAUGACCAGGAAGCCUCUGAAGAUCAGGACACCUCCCCUCCAGAGGACACCUCCCUCUACCCACACUCAUCUCCUGGGACGACCACACAGUUUCAGCAGAACAACCACCCCCACGGACAGCCAUACACAGGCCCUGCUGCCCAGCUCAUGAACAACCCCCAGCACCCUGGCCCUGCCCCUUCUACCCCAGGCCCUGACCCCGGCCCAAGAGCACAAGAGAACUGGGAGAGCACUGAGGAGGUCCCCUCCACCUCCACGGCCCCUACCUCACCUAAGGAGUAACACCAGCACUCCCCUCUGCUGUACCUCCUGCUCUCUUUCCUCUCCCCUCCAGGUGACUGACCAAGCUCCUGAUCGGGACUCUCUCUCUCUCUUUGGGGUCUCCAGGGCAGGGCCAGGCUUCACAGCUCCUCUCCAGGCCCCCUCAAGUCUCAUGCUACUGUGCUGCCUGCCUGGGGGGGUGCUCUCCUCUGGGUUCUGCAUACUGGAGCCUGGGGCUGUCGACUGCAGAGGGGAUAGUGUUGUAAUGAACAUAGAAUACCCAGGCUUGACGAUGCUGACACACUUGUCAACAUGACGAAAAGGUGUACAUAGUGUGUUUGUUUUGACUGUUAAAAUGACCCCCCGUCAGGUUUGCUGUUCGGAGAGAGAUCUUGCGAGAAACAAAAAUAACAAAAAAAGCAACACUUAAGAGAAAAAAAAACAUUUUUGUUUUAUCACCCUCAGCAGUGAUAUUUGGUCUGCCAUCGGACGGUUACCGGUCAUUCACCUUUAGGAGGACACAUUGUUAUUAUUAGUAAAGUCCUUGGCAACCUCUUGACCGAUGCCAAAUCAACUGACGAGCUGGGGUUGGUUUUAGUGAGACAUGGAAUGGUUGGGUUAACUUUUACGGUGUUUUGGUUGAUGUGAAAAAAUGGUGAUGCAACAUUGUUCUGGAACUCGUUGCCUUUUUUUGGGGGGGGGGUAAUUCAGAUCUUUUCGGAAGUUCUAGUUAAUAUGCUGUAACGUUUAGCAUGGCUUCUCACCUGAAUAGCAUAGCUCAAGGGAAGACAUGUGAUAACAUCUGUCCUUCAUCCACAGGUACAGAGGACAAUUCCUUAUGGCUUUUAUUUUCUCAUCGUCCCCUUGUACAUUGAGGGUGGUAAUUUUGAACCAAUAGAAAGUGGUUUUUCAAUUGCACAUUAUUGUAAUCCAACUAAACAUUCGCCAGUCCAUUUUUGGUGGGAUAGGGAGCUUAGUAUUCAUCUAUAGGAAUUUUGAGAAAGAAAAACACCAUGUAUGAAACCUGAUUUCUCUGGAGUCUCUUUGGUAGAGACUAGUCAAACGCCGGGGCUCACCACUCUGGGGCCGCAGCGUCCUCUCCUUGGAGAAGGGGCACACCGUAUCGGCUGAUUAGUCGUGUUGCAACAUGGUCUAAGUAAUUCUUUAGGAUUUAAAAAGGUAUACAUCAGUAAAACUAUUUAAUUGCUAACUUGAAUGUGUGUAUUUUGGGGAUUUGUCUAAAAUACCAAAUAUUCUGCCCACCAUAAUACUUUGCUCUUAUUUUAUAGAAUUUAUUUUGUAUUUCACACAAAGAAUAGAAUUUGAUUUAUAAACAUUUGUCCUUGUCUUAUUUUUAAAGGUAUCGACUGUACAGGUUUUGGCCAUGGUGUGACGUUGAAUUGUGGAGCUACAGUCGCAAUGUGAACUUUCACCAAGGUUUUUUUGUGCACAGAAAAAUAUAGAAGCAUUGCGCCCUUAGCAAAUAAAGAACAUGGAAUAUUGUAUUCAUGUAACCGA